Messenger RNA from Drepanopeziza brunnea f. sp. 'multigermtubi' MB_m1, 642 nucleotides. RefSeq lists its product as uncharacterized. NCBI's taxonomy places the organism in Eukaryota, Fungi, Ascomycota, Leotiomycetes, Helotiales, Drepanopezizaceae. Gene Ontology annotation, cellular component: cytoplasm. Gene Ontology annotation, molecular function: hypoxanthine phosphoribosyltransferase activity. The record is from RefSeq and is a predicted model, not a curated record. Gene Ontology annotation, biological process: GMP salvage; hypoxanthine metabolic process; IMP salvage.
AUGGUUGUCAAAGAAUACGUGACUUACAACGAUGUCCAUAAGCUCUGCCAGGAGGCAGCUCCUCGCAUCCUCGAGGACUUCAAGCCCCAGCUUAUGAUUGCGAUCGGCGGUGGUGGAUAUGUGCCCGCGCGGAUUCUGCGCUCGUUCCUCAAGCAGCCAGGCUCGCCCAAUAUCCCCAUUCAAGCCAUCGGCCUCUCUCUCUACGAGGCGCUUGCCCCCUCAUCCGCAUCUGGCUCGAACACACCUGGCGAGGUCGAGCAACUCGGUACCAAGGUCACUAGAACACAAUGGUUGGAUUUGAACAGCUUGGGCGACAUGGAGAACUUGGUAGGCAAGCGGAUCUUGAUCGUAGACGAAGUCGAUGAUACCAGGACGACACUCGAGUAUGCUGUCAAGGAGUUGGAGAAGGAUGUCGAGCUUGCCAGACAAAAGCUGGGAGGCAAAGGAGAGAAGACAGUCUUUUCUGUUUUUGUGUUACAUAACAAGAACAAGGAGAAGAAAGGCCAGCUGCCCGAUGACAUGCUCAAUGAUAACAGGUACUUGGCAGCUAGGACCGUCGGGGAUGUCUGGAUUUGCUAUCCAUGGGAGGCCGUCGACAUAGAAGUUCAUGACAAGUUGGCCAGUCAGCAAUUGGGGAGGUAG